Nerophis lumbriciformis (worm pipefish) is the source of this 1023-nucleotide messenger RNA. The record is from RefSeq and is a predicted model, not a curated record. NCBI's taxonomy places the organism in Eukaryota, Metazoa, Chordata, Actinopteri, Syngnathiformes, Syngnathidae.
AUGGGUGAGAUGGAGCAAUUGCGAAAAGAGGCGGAUAACCUCAAGGACCAGAUCACUGCGGCACGUAAAGCCAUGCAGGACACAACCCUACAGGAUGCCGUGGCUAGUAUCAACGUGGUGGGCCGUGUCCAGAUGAAGACCCGAAAAACACUGAGGGGUCACCUGGCUAAGAUCUACGCAAUGCAUUGGUCCACUGACUCCAAGCUGUGUGUGAGUGCGUCACAAGACGGAAAACUCAUCGUGUGGGACAGCAUCACAACCAAUAAGGUAAACGCCAUCCCUCUCAAGUCAUCGUGGGUGAUGACGUGCGCCUAUGCCCCGUCGGGCAACCUCGUAGCGUGCGGCGGUCUGGACAACAUGUGCUCCAUCUACAACCUAAAGGGCAAGGACGGCAACGUCAAGGUCAUGCGCGAGCUGGCGGCGCACACAGGUUAUUUAUCAUGUUGCCGUUUCCUCAGUGACAGUGAGAUCAUAACCAGCUCUGGAGACUGCACUUGCGUGCUGUGGGACAUUGAGACAGGCACUCAGAAGACCAUCUUCGCAGGCCACCAGGGCGACUGCAUGUCCCUUGCCGUGUCUCCAGAUUUCAAGUUCUUCAUUUCGGGAGCGUGCGACUACACGGCCAAGCUGUGGGAUAUCCGAGAGGGCAACUGUAGACAGACUUUCGGAGGGCACGAGAGCGACAUCAACGCCAUCGGGUUCUUCCCCAACGGCAAUGCAGUGAUCACUGGUUCAGACGACGCCACCUGCAAGCUGUACGACCUGAGGGCAGACCAGGAGCUCAUCACCUACCAGGACUCCGGCAUCAUGUGUGGCGUAACCUCGCUGGCGCCCUCCCUGUCUGGUCGCCUCAUCCUGGCCGGAUAUGAUGACUUCAACGUCAAUAUUUGGGACUCGCUCAAAGCAGAGCGAGUGGGAGCACUGGCUGGCCAUGACAACCGAGUGAGCUGCAUUGGCGUCUCUUCUGACGGCAUGGCAUGCUGCACGGGAUCCUGGGAUAGCUUCCUUAAAAUUUGGAACUGA